This is a messenger RNA of Anisakis simplex (herring worm), 1032 nucleotides long. NCBI's taxonomy places the organism in Eukaryota, Metazoa, Nematoda, Chromadorea, Rhabditida, Anisakidae. The record is from the annotation of a GenBank genome assembly.
UUGUCCAUUUGUUCACUAUUCAUUCGAAAGUUAUUCACUUGCAAUGGGAGGUUAUUUCAGGAUUCCACUGUGACUGUAAUCGAUUACUUCUCAAGUGGCUAUGGUCGUCCUAAAAUCGAUUCAGAUCAAGGAAUUUUCGAUGUUCAUGGCGUAUAUGAGUCUGGCUAUAUCUACGCGAACUUCUCACGAGGUCUUGUCUCUGAGGAUGAAUAUGAUCUAUCGAUAAAUGAGUGUAUCUACUUCUUGUAUCCAGUUGCUGGAGGCGAUUUGGAAGAAGGAUCCGGUGAAAUAAAAAAGCACACUGAAACGCCGGUAACGUCGCUGAAGAAGGUCUGUCUGAAGGCGUGUGGUCGUUCUGAGGAUAUCGCACCAACCAAAAAAAUUCUCACAAAUGAAGCAUCCGUUUUGGAGGCUAGUGUAUUCCCAGAUGAAUCAACGCAAGCAAUUAGAGCGAAAUAUGAGAUGAUCAUACGAAUUCUGAAUCGUGAAUGGAACUCAAGAUUGUCCGAUGGAACAACUGAGGAAUUCCGUACAAUGACAAAUGAAGUAACAAAAGCGAUCGACUCAGUUAUGCAACCAAAAUGGCCAUCAAUCAAGGUUGCAAAAGUCACAAAAUUCGUUGUCAUAGCGCACGUAACGUUAACAACCACAGAAUCCAAUUCACCAUCCGCAAUGAAGGUCAAACAGCUCAUCGAAGAUCAAGCUGUUCGUGGUCCUGUUGAAUCGCUCAACAUCGAGCCAUCAACAGUGAAGGCGAUAAAAACAGAAAUUGAAGAGCCCGAAAACAUGACAGCUGACCAGCUGCGCAAUUGGAUACUGAUCGGUUUGGGUGUAUCGCUUUUCUUGUUAGCGUUCUGUUUGGUUUGUUGUAUUGUUUGUCGGUCGUGCUCUCGAAAACGUGAAACUUUCGUAAGUUUUAUCGUAUUUGAUAAAUCUUUUGAAACUGUCAUAUUUUUUAUUAUAUUCACUGUUUCUAUGAUUUACACUUCUGUUCAUUGUGUGGGCAUUAUAAUUGAUUUGUUGAAGUGGUAG